Messenger RNA from Saccharomycopsis crataegensis, 1539 nucleotides. RefSeq lists its product as uncharacterized. The transcript has a single exon. Lineage: Eukaryota; Fungi; Ascomycota; Saccharomycetes; Ascoideales; Saccharomycopsidaceae. The coding region runs from base 1 to 1539 and encodes 512 amino acids. The record is from RefSeq and is a predicted model, not a curated record.
AUGGACUUCCCGGAUCUAGACCCUGACAAGAACUUCAACCUCAAGUACUCCCACAAGACCCCUUCCAAACCCAAAGUUACCCCUCAGAAAACCGUGGAUAUCCCAUCACCACCACCAUCAUCAGAUAAUCUCCAAUACAUUGUUAAGCCUACCACCAUCCACUACAAUGAAAAAUAUGAUGAAAAACUUACCUUGGCCAAUAAUGCUCAGCCAAAAAAACCAGUAAGAAAAUUAUUUGCCAGAUCUAAUGUGUUGAAAAUGUUGUUGGCAGUAUUUGUAUUGGUGAACACAUAUACCUUGUACGUGCUUGGAGCUACACACCCUAGACACUACCAGCCGCAAAAUACCCCUCAGAAGUUCUUUUCCAAUGUCGUUCAUAAUCCUCUCUCUUUUCAUGCCCACAGAGCUAAUGACUCUUUCGUGGAAGAUGGCGACCAUUCCAAUUGCGCAGAACGCGAAAUCUCUCAUGCAAACUCUGUCGACGUCAGUAAGGAAAAAGCUUACAUUUCCUUGGUUGUUAGAGCGGAAAGUAGCAGUGGAAAUGGAACUGUCACCACUAGUGGAUCAUCUUUUAGUUCUUCUGCAAUUAUCAGCUCCACUAGCUCCACCACCCCAAGCUUGAUAGCUUCUUCUUCUUCUUCCUCUUCUUUUUUCUCCUCCUCUUCUUCUUCCUCUUUCUUCUCCUCCUCAUCACCGGUCAUCACCACCAGCUCUUCAUCAUCUCAUUCAUCAAGUUCAGUCUUUUCACUGACUUCUAUCACUUCCACUCACUCCCUAUCUUCUUCCUCUUCCUCAUCACCAUCAUCGGUUUUUUCAAUCGCUUCUUCUACUAGCACCACCUCCGCAAGCGCAUCUUCGUCAUCAUCCCUGUCACCAUCUAGAUCCUCAACUUCUUCCAGAUCCUCAACUUCCUCUGCAACAUCAUCAUCAUCACACCGUGCGUCUACUACCACCAGUGACAAAUCUUCUACCAUCACUAGUCAUAAAUCUAGCACUUCGGUCUCUGGUGGAGUCACUUAUAUCUAUGCCGGCACCACCACCGAAACGUAUGGAUCUGGUGGAGCACGGACCCUCACUUUAACUUCAUCCGCUACUUCUAAUCCUUCACUUUCUACCGAAUCCACCACCACUUCUAAAGGUCUUUCCUCAAAAAAUAAGAAGAUCGUCAUUGGUUGCGUGGUGGGGAUUGUUGGAGGACUUCUUUUCUUUGCGGCGAUCGUGUUUGCGUACUUCCGUUUUUACAAACAACGCAAAGAUGAACGGUUCAUCAACUCUGAAGGGCUUUGGGUCACUCGUAAUGGUAACCCCGAUGAAAAAUUGAACUCGGCUCAUAAUUCGCCAAGCAACUUGGCUACCGCUUCGCCAUCUUGGAAAUUCUGGGGUCGUCAAAAUAAUGGUGGUAACCCUGGUGACCAUCAUAGUGCCAUGGGAGUUAAAAGCCCAGUAUUGGAUACCCAUGAUAAUGAUACUGAUGAAUUUGUAUUCAGAAACGGUCACGGUACCACAUCUCCUACAAACCGUUACACUCAGGCUUUCUGA